This is a messenger RNA of Knipowitschia caucasica, 318 nucleotides long. The record is from the annotation of a GenBank genome assembly. Lineage: Eukaryota; Metazoa; Chordata; Actinopteri; Gobiiformes; Gobiidae.
AUGCGAAACUCGGGGGCGGUGCUGUCCCGUGGAGGGAGGAGAGGGGGAGGAGGGAGGAGGACGGGGGAGAGGCUCGGGGGUGGAGAGGUCCGCGCGUCUGCUGCUUCUGCUUUGUGCGCCACACGGACACUAGACGCGCUCCGAGUGCGCACCGAGGACUCACUAUACUUCUCCAGCGCGUGUUCAUCCAAGGACGCUAAACCCAGAGACGAUUUAGACUUUUUCUUUUUUUGUUGUUACGCCUGUGUGAGACUUGAGGAAGUUGGGUCUGGGCUGGAACUUGGCAGAGGAUCAUCAGUAAAAGCAAGAAUAUCCUGA